AUCCAAACCCCCUCUCUAUGCAAUAGACCCAUUCCCACAAAGCCAUAGUUUGUUCUCUAUUUUCAUUUCCACCAUGACAUAUUCCAUUAUGUUGUUUAGCCUUCUGAUAAUAGCCUACUUUAGUGGACUUCAAGCUGAAAAUAUUUUCUCACAGUACUGGGAAGAGCACAUCGGUCUUCCACAACCUCCACAUUGGUUAGUUGCAAAGGCUUCUCCAUUAAGCCUCCAUCAAGUGGCAGUAUAUAUGAAAUUUAUGGAGGAAAAUGAAUUGACUUCCCACCUUCAUUCAUUUUGUAAGCAGGCUAAUAUUGCUUGUUCUACAAAUGUACUGGUGAAGAAGAAAACAAAUGACACAACCUUACCACCAAUAGCCCAGUGGAACGGUGUCAAAGAGAAAUAUGAUGAGCUUCCAAAUGAAACACCUCUAUCGGUUGCCAACCAAGGGGGGUUGCCUUAUUUCCGGGAGUCAAUGGUGAAAGAAGGAAAAUUCAUGCCUAUCCCUGAUCUAAGGGAUCCGAUGUCAUAUAAAUCAUUCUUGCCGCGAUCUCUAAUGUCAAAUAUCCCAUUUUCCUACGCUCGGAUCAAGGAAUUGAAGAAGAUUUUUGGUGUGGUGGAUGACUUGGACAUGGAUGAGUAUAUUCAAAACACCCUCAAGAUAUGUGAGAGACGCCCCAUUCGAGGCGAGCAAUGCACUUGUGCAACUUCUGCAGAAGAUCUCAUUGACUUUGUUGUCGAGAAUUUAGGGCACCAUGUACACAUAUGGAGUACUGAGAGCGUCGAAGGAUCUUAUGAGAAUGUCACAAUUGGAUUUGUGAAACUAAUCCAUGGAAAUCUCUCUGAAUCACCAGUUUUAUGUCAUAGUAUGCCAUUCUUAUUUCAAGUCUAUUAUUGUCAUGUUUUCCAUAAAGUUAAAGUCUAUACAGUUGAUAUACUUGUCCGGAAGAAAAUGAAUCAUGUGAUCAUGGCAUGCCACUAUGACACAUCAACUUGGAAUCCAAAUAAUAUUGCUUUUAAGCAGUUGGGUUUUGGACCAGGCAUAAUUGAAGUCUGUCAUUGGAUAAAUGAGAAUGCAAUGAUCUGGACAAAGGCUCUAGGUUGAGCAGCAUUUAAAGUUUUGUUUAUCCUCUAAUUCUCUUGUUUGUAUUACAUGUUACUACUUAAUUAUGCUAAUUGAAGGAUAAAUAAUGACCUAUUUUAGCUUGCAUGUCA
Molecule: messenger RNA, 1209 nt
Organism: Macadamia integrifolia
Lineage: Eukaryota; Viridiplantae; Streptophyta; Magnoliopsida; Proteales; Proteaceae
Product: polygalacturonase non-catalytic subunit AroGP2-like
Exons: 2
Coding region: 74-1099 (341 amino acids)
Source: RefSeq, a predicted model, not a curated record